UACAUGGAAAAUACAGAAAAAGAAUUGAUUGAAGCCGCGCUCGAUGUGCGGACGCGAGCUUAUGCGCCUUAUUCAAAUUUCAAGGUCGGCGCGGCUUUGCGAACGAAAAGCGGAAAAAUUUACACGGGUUGUAAUGUCGAAUCGGCAAGCUACGGCUUAACGGUUUGCGCCGAACGCGUCGCCAUCUGGAAAGCGGUUUCCGAAGGCGAAAAGGAAUUCACGGAAAUCGCCGUCGUCGCCGACACGCAGGAAUUAACGCCGCCGUGCGGCGUCUGCCGUCAGAUAAUCUGGGAAUUUUGCGGCGACGUUCCCGUA
Molecule: messenger RNA, 315 nt
Organism: Lymnaea stagnalis (great pond snail)
Lineage: Eukaryota; Metazoa; Mollusca; Gastropoda; Lymnaeidae
Source: the annotation of a GenBank genome assembly